CCGAUUAACGACGCUAAUCUCUACAAUGUUUAUCGACGUAUUAAUAAGCCUCUUAUCAGUUCCUAUAAUUGAUUAUCAAUCUAUCGAUCAAGCCAAUCGCGUGCCAUGGUAUGUAUUAUUUUACAGUUUCUCGCGUCGCGAAUAUAUAAUAUGCUGCCCAAAAUAUAUUUAUAUUAAUAAACGAUUAUGUUAUUCAACGGACGAGCGAUUUGAAAAUUUGAAAGCUGUAAUAAUCUUUUUAAACAAAAAAAACACAUGGCGGAGAAUUGGUUGGAUGAUGUGGAGAGAUGGAAGUGGAACUGGACCGAGUUGUGUGGACGUCGUGGUGACAUUGAUCCAUUGAAUCCCGAAACGCAUGACUUAAGUAUAUGUUUCCAGCAGCUCUGUCUUCAGAUACCAGUAUUAGCUCUCAUAGCUAUAAUUUCUGCGUACCACUGUGGAAAAAGUCGUCCACACACGUCCUCGUCUCGGCGACAGCACGCUAUAAACAUAAGGAUCCUAAUUACAAUAUGCCUCGUGAUAUUGCCUGUCAUAAGGGCAUACAUUAUUUUGACUAACACCUUCAUACCUCUGGUGCACGACGAGGUGCAAGACCACAGCACGCCAGUUCCCAGGAGAUUGGACGUUUCCGUUCACACGAGCGUAAAUUCGUCGUUGGAGGACGAAACGGAUAUCAUAAGCAGGAUACGCGAUGGAUUGAAUCGCACUCUUAGAUUUGCCGAGUCAAUCUUGUCGCCAGAGAGCGGCGUUGGGAACACCGUUACGACUCCCGCUGCAUCGUAUAUCGAUAAUUACGAGUCGAAUGUCACCGACAAAUCCACCUCCGCUAAGCCGGUGGAUUAUCUCGUGGCGGGAACCGAAGGUUUAGCAUGGGUUGUACACCUUUGUUUUAUCUUAAGCCUGAAACGUGGACGCAAUUCGAACCCACGUGGGCCGGUGUUAAUGCGAGCAUUGAUAUUUCUUCUGAUCGUCGUUUCCGGGCUGUUGUUGCGCAGCCACAUCAAUAACAGGUCUAAAGACGAGGUUUUGCCGAAUUUAUCAUUGGGAUUCAGUAUCACCGUGGUCGCUCUCCUGAUACUGUACGCCGUGACAUUGAUACCCGGUUCUGGCAGGCCGGCACAGACGAGAGCACCGCGAAAUGCCACAGUAGGAGAACGCACUGCACUACUGAGUAGCCCCACUUCUUCGUACGUACAAUUUCCGGACGAGCACGAUCCGAGCUACCUCGGAAUAGCUAUGGAAGAUACAACCAUCUUUUCUAAACUUCUGUUCCACUGGGUGACACCGCUGAUGGAAAAGGGUGUGAAGGGGUUGCUAAAUCAUCCCGAUGAUUUAUACGAUUUACCCGAUCAGAUCGGCACCAAUGUAAUCAGUCAUAAAAUUGACAAAUGCUUACACAGCAUGCCGAAAACUGCGAACAACGGAGUCGAAAGUAACUCGGAAAUACCGCUUCAUCCGAACGUAAAAGUAGUUACAAAAAAAGUGACGCUGUUCUACUUGCUGCAUCAAUGCUUUGGCUGGGAAUUUUACGCAGUUGGAAUAUUAAAGUUUAUCGCAGAUUGCAGCUCGUUUAUGGGACCAAUAUUAUUAAAUAGAUUGAUAGGUUUCAUUGAAGAUAGAAAUGAGCCGAUCUCACAUGGAUACCUAUAUGCGUCCCUUAUAAUACUGAGUGCUAUAAUUGGCGCCUUUUGUAAUACGCACUUUACAUUUUGGAUGUCUGUUGUGGGCUUGAAAUUUCGUUCUGCAAUUAUCACUUUAGUCUAUCGAAAAACGUUGCAUUCUUCUAACACUGAUUUAAACUCCAAUUUUAAUUUUGGCGAAAUUGUUAAUUUUAUGAGCACCGAUAGCGACAGAUUGGUCAAUAGCUGCCCUAGUUUUCAUACGUUCUGGAGUAUACCGUUACAGUUAUUCGUGACACUGUAUCUUCUGCAUAAGCAAAUCGGAGUUUCGUUUUUAGCCGGUGUUGCGUUUUCAGUAGUACUUAUACCAAUUAAUAAAAUAAUAGCAAGUAAAAUUGCCAAACUCAGCACUAAACUGAUGGAAUAUAAAGAUCAAAGAGUGAAGCUGAUGGGGGAGGUACUGCGCGGGAUAACUACAAUUAAAGUUAACGUAUGGGAGGAGCACUUCUUACGAAAUAUCUUCAAGAUAAGGGAGAAUGAAGUAAAAUAUUUACGAGGUAGAAAAUAUUUAGAUGCCCUUUGUGUUUAUUUCUGGGCAACUACACCUGUUAUUAUCGCAAUACUGACGUUUGCAACGUACGUAUUGCUCGGAAAUGAACUAGAUGCCAAAACGGUUUUUACCAGUAUGGCGUUGUUGAACAUGUUAAUAGGACCUUUAAAUGCGUUUCCAUGGGUUCUAAACGGCCUUACGGAAGCGUGGGUGUCUCUUAAGAGAAUUCAAAGAAUGCUGGAUCUACCGGACAUGGACGCGUCAUUGUAUUAUACAGAUAUUACUCCUGACGUUGAUUUAUUGCUGCAAAAUGUAACAUUAACUGUGAACCGUCCGAGGAAUAACGAUAUUGCUACAAAUGCAAGCCCGAAGGUUGUGUCUCCAUCUUCAAGCACCGACAUUAAGAAAAGCGUUACCUUCGAAGACGACGACGUUUUCGCCUUGUAUAAUAUUAAUUUAUCUAUACAAAAGGGACAAUUGAUUGGCGUUAUGGGCAAGAUUGGAAGCGGAAAAACUUUACUCUUAGACGGCAUUUUAGCGGAAAUUACCAAAACCAGUGGAAUAAUUGCGGUUAAUGAUGACCACAAAGGUUUUGGAUAUGUGAAACAAAAUCCUUGGCUGCAACGCGGUACAAUCCGAGAUAAUAUUCUGUUUGGUAAACCAUAUGACCAUAACAAAUACAAGAACAUUUUAAAUGCUUGCGCGCUCACGUCCGAUUUGAAUUCACUGCCCAACAAAGACUUGACGGCCGUUGGCGAAGCCGGGAACACUUUAAGCGGCGGCCAAAAGACGAGGAUUUCCCUGGCUCGCGCUAUAUAUGCGGAUAAAGAUAUUUAUUUGUUAGACGACAUAUUAGCGACAUUGGACGUCAAAGUUGCCCGACACGUUUUCCAGCAUGUGAUUCUGGGCUUGCUACGAAACAAAACCAGAAUACUGUGCACGCAUCAGACUCAGUACUUGGUUCAUGCAGAUUUGGUUAUCGAGAUGUCGAAAGGAAAAAUUAUUAAUCAAGGAAAACCGAGCGACGUGCUGCCCGAUUUGGAGGAUUAUCUUCUGUCGUCGGAUUCCGUCGAGUCCGACAUGGACGUCGCCUCUAUAAGGGCACUGCCGAAUGAAUUUAAUCUAUCGGAAAAAGAGGUGGAUCCAUUGCUUGACAAGGAAGCGACCGAGAAGGGGACAGUACAUUUCUCGGUGUAUGCAUGCUACCUCAAGGCCACAGGGCGAUACUUGGCGAUUUCGAUAUUUCUCUCUAUGAUUCUGAUGCAAAGCUCGAAAAACUUUACGGACUUGUGGCUGUCGUACUGGGUGACGCACGCUAACGCCACAGCGGCUAAUUCAACCGACACGUCCAGACUUGGGAAAUUGCAGCUCUAUUACGACAAUUACGGCCUCCACGAUACGAGGUAUUACUUAAUAGUUUACAGCCUGCUGGCUGUAUUCAAUUCCAUCUUCACUCUAAUUAGAGCUUUCAUCUUCGCGUACGGUGGGCUACAAGCAGCCAUAACAAUGCACAAGCAACUCGUAAGGAUAGUUAUGCGGGCAAGAACAAUAUUUUUCGAUAUUCAACCGGUCGGUAGGAUCAUAAAUAGAUUCUCGUCCGAUACAUAUACGAUCGAUGAUUCUUUGCCUUUUAUUUCUAACAUUUUGUUGGCGCAUCUGUUUGGCUUGGUUGCUACCAUUAUAGUUACAGCUUAUGGACUACCGUGGAUCUUCCUGGUAUUAGCACCCCUUGUACCCGUUUAUCAUUGGAUCCAAAAUCAUUACAGAUUAACGUCGAGAGAGGUAAAACGAUUAUCCAGUGUCACGCUGUCUCCCUUGUACGCCCAUUUCAAUGAAACUUUGAGCGGCCUGACGAGCAUUAGAGCCUUCCGCACCGUACCUCGCUUCAAACAGGAAAACGAAUUGCUACUGGAAGCCAAUCAGAAAACGCAGUUUGCCUCUAUAGCCGCCGCUCAGUGGCUCGCACUGAGAUUACAGUUUAUCGGUGUCGCCCUUUUGGCCGGAGUCAGCAUUAUGGCAGUUUUACAACAUCAAUAUAACAUAGCCGAUCCUGGUUUAAUCGGUUUAGCGAUCACGUACGCGUUGUCAGUAACGGGAUUGUUAACUGGGGUGGUGAACUCCUUUACUGAAACUGAGAGAGAAAUGAUUGCGGUGGAACGAGUCAAGCAGUAUUUAGAUAACAUUCCGAUCGAGAACACAAUGGGCACUAACCCGCCUUACGCGUGGCCUAGUCAGGGUGUUAUAGAGUUCAGAGAAGUCGUUUUGAAGUACAGAGAUCACUUGGUGCCAUCGUUGAGGGAAGUAACGUUUGUCACGCGACCAGCGGAGAAAAUAGGCGUCGUUGGUCGAACCGGUGCUGGAAAGAGUUCAUUGCUAGCCUCAUUAUUCAGACUAACAGAGAUCAAUUCUGGAAGUAUAUUAAUUGACAAUGUGAAUAUUCAAUCGUUGUCACUGAAAGCGUUGAGAUCCCGUCUAGCUAUUAUACCUCAAAACCCGUUUCUCUUCUCGGGUACCAUUCGAGAGAACGUGGACCCGCUGGAUCAGUACACCGACAUGCAUAUAUACAAGACCCUCGAGAAGUGUAGAGUGCAUUCUUUAGUUUAUCGAUUGGGUGGGCUGGGCGCAAUCUUGGACGAAGGUGGCAGUAAUCUCAGCGCCGGUCAGAGACAAUUGUUCUGCUUAGUCAGGGCUGUGCUGCAUAACGCUAAGAUUGUCUGCAUUGACGAGGCCACCGCGAAUGUAGAUCAGGAGACGGACAAAUUUAUUCAAGCGACAAUAAAGUCUUCCUUCCAAAGUGCGACAGUCAUUACGAUUGCCCAUAGAAUAAGAACGAUUAUGCAUUGUGAUAGAGUUCUAGUGAUGGGGGACGGUGAGGUGCUGGAAUUCGACGAGCCGAAUUUAUUGAUUCAGAAUGCCGAUUCCUACUUUUACCAGUUGGCUAGCCAAGAAUUUUCGGAUCAAGAGUGAUGAAGCGCACGAGGCAAUUUGAUUGUGUGUAAUAAAUACAUCUAGUAUUAAACACGGUGAUUAUAUACAUAUAAUGCAUUGUGUGCACGAUAGAAUAUUUCCAGAGAGACGAAUUAUUUUCGUAUGAAUAUGACAGGAUUUUACGUUUUUCUUUAAGAAAAAACUAAGAGUGACAUCUAUGAAAGAUACAUUUUUAUUUAUGAACUAUUUAAUGUAUAUUAAUAUUACGACUGUUACUUUAAAUAACUAAUUUAAUAAAUA
Molecule: messenger RNA, 5397 nt
Organism: Wasmannia auropunctata (little fire ant)
Lineage: Eukaryota; Metazoa; Arthropoda; Insecta; Hymenoptera; Formicidae
Product: multidrug resistance-associated protein 7
Exons: 17
Coding region: 256-5136 (1626 amino acids)
Biological process (GO): transmembrane transport
Cellular component (GO): membrane
Molecular function (GO): ATP hydrolysis activity; ABC-type transporter activity; ATP binding
Source: RefSeq, a predicted model, not a curated record